AGCACACGCAGAGUGGUGGAUCCCAUACACACACACAUGCACCGCGCUCUACCCGGACAAUGUCUAAGGAGCUGCACCAACGCCCGAACCACAGACAACAUUUAGGCUGACAAUAUAAUACCAAUGAAUGAUAGUCCACGUAUCUGCCCCGUGCCAGAAACCAUGGCUGUUAUCUCCAAGCGAGCGAGGAAGAGGAGGUGAGAGCGGCGGCGGUGGAAGCUCAGUCUAGAAGCGCUUCUCUGGAAGGCGCAGGGAGGGAGGGGGCCCGCUCCCUUGUUGUCUAAGAGGAUCAAGAAAAAGGGAAAACGAGCUAUUUUUAACCCGGCCGUUUGGACUAACCUCCAGUGACACCAUGACCAGCGGACCGGAUGAGAGCUCGGUGCGGGUCGCCCUGAGGAUCCGUCCUCAGCUGGCCAAAGAGAAGAUCGAGGGCUGUCACAUCUGCACGUAUGUGAUGCCAGGGGAGCCACAAGUAGUGCUGGGUAAGGACAAGGCCUUCACCUACGACCACGUCUUUGACAUGGACAGCCAGCAGGAGGAUAUCUACACCCACUGCACAGAGAAACUUAUCGAGGGCUGCUUGGAGGGCUACAAUGCCACAAUCUUUGCUUAUGGACAGACAGGCUCAGGGAAGACCUACACCAUGGGAACCGGCUUCGACGUCAACAUUGGAGAAGAUGAGCUUGGUAUCAUUCCUCGGGCUGUCUACCACCUGUUCAGAGGAAUCGAGGAGCGCACACAGGCUGCCACUGAGCAGGGCAAGCCGGUUCCUGAGUUCAAGAUCAACGCGCAAUUCCUGGAGUUGUACAACGAGGAAGUGCUUGACUUAUUCGACUCAACUCGAGACAUUGAAGCCAGGAAGCAGAGAUCCAACAUCAAAAUCCAUGAGGACGCAAAUGGAGGCAUCUACACUGUUGGGGUCACUACUCGCACUGUGACCUCUGCGGCAGAGAUGAUCCAGUGUCUGAAGCUGGGCGCUCUGUCUCGCACCACAGCCAGCACUCAGAUGAACGUACAAAGUUCACGCUCCCACGCCAUCUUCACCAUCCACCUUUGCCAAGUUCGAGUGUGCUCUGCUGAUAACGAUGAUAAUGAGACAGACAACCGUCUAGCUAACAACUCAGAGAUUAACGAGUUUGAGACACUGACAGCUAAGUUUCACUUUGUGGACCUGGCUGGUUCUGAAAGACUGAAGAGGACUGGAGCAACAGGAGACAGAGCGAAAGAGGGCAUCUCCAUUAACUGUGGGCUGCUUGCUUUGGGGAAUGUCAUCAGUGCUCUUGGAGACAGGAGCAAGCGCUCCACCCACGUGCCUUACAGAGACUCCAAGCUGACCCGGCUGUUACAGGACUCGCUGGGUGGCAACAGUCAAACUAUGAUGAUAGCCUGUAUCAGCCCAUCAGACCGGGACUUCAUGGAGACCUUGAACACUCUGAAGUACGCAAACAGAGCACGAAACAUCAAGAACAAGGUGAUGGUGAACCAAGAUAGAGCCAGUCAGCAGAUCAGUGCUCUAAGGACGGAAAUAGCACGACUGCAGAUGGAGCUUAUGGAAUACAAGACGGGAAAGCGUAUCAUGGGUGAGGAUGGCAUGGAGGGCAUCAAUGACCUGGUCCAUGAGAACUCAAUGCUGCAGACAGAGAACAACAACCUGAGGGUGAGAGUGAAGGCCAUGCAGGAAACCAUCGACGCCCAGAGAGCCAGACUGACACAGAUCCUCAGCGACCAGGCUAACCAGGUUCUGGCUAAAACAGGGGAAGGCACCGAAGAGAUCGGAAACAUGAUUCAAAACUACAUCAAAGAAAUUGAGGAGUUAAGAGCUAAACUUCUUGAAAGUGAGGCUGUGAGUGAGAAUCUUAGGAAGAAUCUGUCCCGGGCCUCUACUCGUUCCACAUUGUACGGCGGCCCCGGCUCCCUCUCCGCCCUCCUCGCCCCGGAGAAGGAGGCCAAUGAAGUCAUCGAGAUGGCAAAGAAAGACCUGGAGAAGCUCAAGAAGAAGGAGAAAAAGAAGAAGAAAAGUGCUGUUAAGGACGGAGUGCCAGACAACGAGCAGGAGCGAGGCACCGAUGAAGCAGAAGUGGAGGGGAGCGACCAUGAAGAGGGCGAGUCCGCAGAGGGAGAGGAGGAGGACUCUGAUAUUGCAGCAGAUGAAACAUCUGAUGAAACUGACUCUGAGGAACUGGAGGAGAAAGAAAACGUCCAAGCUGACCUGGCGAACAUCACUUGUGAGAUUGCAAUCAAGCAGAAGCUGAUAGACGAGCUGGAGAACAGCCAGCGGCGUCUACACACGCUGAAACAGCAGUACGAACAGAAGCUGAUGAUGCUGCAGAACAAGAUCAAAGACACACAGCUGGAGAGGGACAAGGUGCUGCAUAACAUGGGUUCAGUUGAGACAGGUACCGAGGAGAAGGCCAAGAAGAUCCGAGCUGAGUAUGAGAGGAAGCUGAGCUCUAUGAACAAAGAGCUUCAGAAGCUCCAGUCAGCUCAGAAGGAGCACGCCCGCCUCCUGAAGAAUCAGUCACAAUACGAGAAACAGCUCAAGAAACUGCAGCUGGAUGUGACCGAGAUGAAGAAGACCAAGGUGGUGCUAAUGCGUCAAAUGAAAGAGCAGCAGGAGAGAAACAGAGCCUCAGAGUGCAGGAGGAACAGGGAGAUCGCCUCUCUGAAGAAAGACCAACGCAGGGCAGAGCACCAACUGAAACAAAUGGAGGCCCAGAAGAGACAACAGGAGCUGAUUCUCCGCAGAAAGAAUGAAGAGGUCACAGCACUGAGGCGGCAGGUUAGGCCUGUGUCUGGGAAGGUGAGCAGAAGGGUUAGCAUACCUGAACCUCAUCAUGAAUCAUCUCAAAGAGCCACACCAGGAAGGAUGAACACCUCAGGAGCAUCACAUUUCAAUGGAGCCAGGAGCUCCCCUGUGCGGAUGGGAAGCAUCUACCACAACAGAACAGCAAGGGCUAAGUGGCAGUCUCUGGAGAGACGUGUCAGUGACAUCAUCAUGCAGAGGAUGACCAUCUUGAACAUGGAGACGGAUAUGAACAGACUGCUAAAGCAACGGGAGGAGCUGACCAGGCGAAGGGAGCGGGUGUCCAGAAAGAGGGAAAAGAUGGCCGUGGAGGGGGCAGAUGCUGACCGCUCCCUGGCCUCCCUGAAUGAGGAGCUGGAGUCUCUAAGCGCCAACAUCGACUACAUCAAUGACAGCAUUGCUGACUGCCAAGCCAACAUCAUGCAGAUGGAGGAGGCCAAGGAGGAGGGAGACACAGUGGAUGUUACUGCUGUGAUAAGCACCUGCAAUUUAUCAGAGUCCCGCUUCCUUCUGGACCAUUUUGUGACCAUGGCCAUUAAUAAGGGUCUACAGGCAUCUCAGAAGGAGUCCCAGCUGAAGGUGAUGGAGGGCAGGUUAAAGCAGACAGAGAUCAACAGUGCAACCCAGAACCAGCUGCUGUUCCACAUGCUGAAGGAGAAAGCUGAGAUCAACCCUGAGCUGGAUGCUCUGCUGGGCAGCGCCCUGCAAGAGUUAGGUUACCUGUCGCCAGAAAAUGGAGAUGAAAGCAGUAGUGAUGAGUCUACUCCCAGUCCUGCUGCAGAGGGCAGCUCACUGGCAUCAGAUCUGAUGAAGUUAUGUGGUGAAACCAGACCAAGAAGCAAGGCUCGCAGGCGGACCACCACACAGAUGGAGCUUCUGUAUGCCAGCAGUGGAGAUGUAUCAUGUGAAUCCCCAACUGGAGACUUCCCAGCCCCUCUGCUGGCCAUCUCAGAGCGCCUGGAAGGGCCAGGGGACAUGCAGGGUCACAUGCUUGGUCAAACCCCUGACCUGGAGCGAGCUGUUUCACCAUCUGCACUGUCUGCCAGGCCAGUUGGCCUUUCUGGAUCCAGAUCACCUACAGGGACUGAGCGGAGACAACUGGAACGCUCCCCGCUAGCCAGGAGGAAGUUGCAAGAGAGAGGAGCCACGGCAACCCAUAUUCCAGCACCCACCUUCACAGCAAGUACAGCAGAGGUUAAAACCAAAGGCAGCGACUUUAAAUCAAUGUUGGAUGAUUCGCCUGUAUUUGAGGGCCACAGAGGUGUGAUUAACCCUGUGACAGCCCCUAAGAACGGCAAAGCAGCCAAACUUCAGUGUGUCUACGUAGCAGAGGGGCAUACCAAACCUGUUCUCUGUGUUGAUGCCACAGAUGAUCUGCUCUUCACAGGCUCCAAAGACCGUACAUGUAAAGUCUGGAACUUAGUCACUGGUCAGGAGAUCAUGUCCCUAACAGAUCAUCCCAGCAGUGUGGUCUCUGUCAGGUACACCUCCAGUCUUGUCUUCACUGUUUCCACCGCUUACAUCAAAGUGUGGGACAUCCGAGACUCCGCCAAGUGCAUCCACACACUCACGUCAUCAGGCCAGGUGGGUUCAGGUGACUCUUCGUCUGCAAGGAGUUUAUCCAUCCCACCAGGAGAGAGUCAGAUCAACCAGAUUGCUCUCAACCCUAAUGGAUCCUUCCUUUACGCUGCUGCUGGCAAUGCUGUGCGAAUGUGGGAUCUCCGCAAGUUUGUGUCAACGGGUAAGCUGACUGGUCAUUUGGGACCUGUCAUGUGUCUGACUGUUGACAAGUUAGGCAGCGGACAAGAUGUGGUCCUCACGGGCUCAAAAGACCAUCAUAUCAAAAUGUUUGAGGUGGCAGAAGGUGCUCAGGGUAGCGUCACCUCUAGCCACAUGUUUGAUCCUGCUCAUCAGGACGGCGUUGAGUCUCUCACUCUGCAUGGAGACGUUUUCUACAGCAGCUCCAGAGACUUUCAUAUCAAGAAGUGGGAUUUGGCUGGCAAACAACUGCUACAGCAGUCUGUCAACACAGAGGCAGACUGGGUCAGUGCUCUGGGUUUGGUGCCAGGCUAUCCGGUCCUGCUUAGCGGCUGCAGAGGCGGGCUGCUGCGCCUCUGGCACACCAAAUCACUUACACCCCUUGGCGAACUUCGAGGACACGACAGUCCCAUUAACGGACUGGCUACCAACGGCAGCCAACUGUUUACUGCUUCAGACGACCGCACGGUGAAGAUAUGGGAAGCCAAAGGAUCUCUGGAGGAAGGACUCUACUGAACCCAUUCCUUGUCAUUUCCACAACACCUGGAAUCAAGGGUUGUCUACUUGGCCUUUACCCAAUCAGAAUCAAUCAAUUAUGAGCUAAUUACAUCAUUCAAAGCUUGAUGAAGUGUUGGAGACUUUACUGAUCCUUCAUCAAUGCUCCACAUGGACUAGUUUCAGGGAUGUCUGAUGAGAGUGAGCUGAUACUUUUCCUGUGUGUUUUGAUAUGAGGUACCCGGUGGAGCUCAAAGCAUUACAAGACCGCUGCUAAGGAUAGCGCUUUGCAUAAAUACGAUAGAAACAAAAUGAGAUUACAAUUCUGAAGAGCUGAUCCAGGAUUCUCUGCUGUGCUUUGACAUUCCUCCUCAGUUCCGUACAAGACAACAUGGAUACCUUCUAUGCAUAAAGUGACUUUUGUCAGAGCUGCUGGGCUGAGCUGCUGAGACCAAAAAAAACAAAGGCCUUUGGUGGCAUGUCUUGCGUCCUUGCACCAAUUACUGUCCAUCAAAACCGAAACUGGCUAAAGGUUCUGUGUCCCAAGAAAGACCUCGAGGUCUCCUGCUCACCAGCAAUCACUGACAGUCUUCUCUGUGUUUUUUUGCCACAUGAUAUGUUUGUUCUUCCUGUCAGGUCAUAUUGAGUGUAUGUGUUCUCUGUAACCCUUGACCUUAUAACUGCUGAAACUGCAUUACGGUCUUAUUACUCAGCUGCUACUGCCAAAUCCUUCUGCUGGAACAUGCCUCCAAACAAAACAUACUGCACUCCUUUGACAGGGUUCUAACACAUUUUUCGUGUCAUUUAUUCCUCUUAAGGUAAUAUUCUUCGAAUCAACGACUGACCAAUAUUUCCUUCUA
Molecule: messenger RNA, 5916 nt
Organism: Notolabrus celidotus (New Zealand spotty)
Lineage: Eukaryota; Metazoa; Chordata; Actinopteri; Labriformes; Labridae
Product: kinesin-like protein KIF21A
Exons: 36
Coding region: 353-5077 (1574 amino acids)
Biological process (GO): microtubule-based movement; mitotic spindle organization
Molecular function (GO): microtubule binding; ATP binding; microtubule motor activity
Source: RefSeq, a predicted model, not a curated record